AUGUCUCCCGCCGCUACAAUCCCUCCCAUCACCAUCACCGACGCCGACCAGGAUGGCCUCUUCUCUCAAGACCUCAUCUCCGAGGUUGUCUCGGCCACCCUACCGGAGGGCUAUAAGCUGCGAGCCCUUCGUCGCACCGAUUACAACUCUGGCUUCCUCGACUGCCUCCGCGUGCUGACCACGGUCGGCGAUGUCAGCGAGGAGAAGUUCCAGAAGCAGUUCGACAACAUGCUGGCUCAGGACAGCUACUACAUCAUAUGCAUCGAGGACACUUCCCGAGAGAAGAACUCUGUCGUAGCUACCGGCGCCUUGAUCGUCGAGCACAAAUUCAUCCACAGCCUGGGCAAAGUCGGCCACAUCGAAGACAUCGCCGUCGCCAAGGACCAGCAGGGCAAGAAGCUCGGCCUCCGCCUGAUCCAGGCCCUCGAUCACGUCGCUGAGAAGAUUGGCUGCUACAAGAGCAUCCUCGACUGCAGCGACGCCAACGAAGGCUUCUACGUCAAGUGCGGAUUCCGACGAGCUGGCCUUCAGAUGGCCCACUACUACGAGGGAGGCAAAAGUAAACACUAA
Messenger RNA from Trichoderma gamsii, 570 nucleotides. RefSeq names its product glucosamine-phosphate N-acetyltransferase. The transcript has 2 exons. The record is from RefSeq and is a predicted model, not a curated record. NCBI's taxonomy places the organism in Eukaryota, Fungi, Ascomycota, Sordariomycetes, Hypocreales, Hypocreaceae. Gene Ontology annotation, cellular component: endoplasmic reticulum-Golgi intermediate compartment; endoplasmic reticulum; Golgi apparatus. The coding region runs from base 1 to 570 and encodes 189 amino acids. Gene Ontology annotation, biological process: UDP-N-acetylglucosamine biosynthetic process. Gene Ontology annotation, molecular function: glucosamine 6-phosphate N-acetyltransferase activity; monosaccharide binding.